AUGAAUUAUGCAAACCCAUUUUCAUUAACAUCUUAUACUAGUAUUUUAAGUCCAAAAGAAUAAAGAAGCAGACUAACUAGUUUCCUAUCUAAUAACCAAUCCAUUAAAUCAAAUAAAUCUAUGUCUCCCAAGAUGAAUUUUAUUCCACAAUCAAAAUUCCUGAAGACAGAUUAAUUAUCUCCUAAAUCUUAAUUUUUUACUAAAAAUGACAAUUAAAAGCUUCCAAAAAAAACUACUGAUAGAAUUAAGUUUGUUUCUGAACAUACAUCUACACCUUAUUUAUACAUUCAAAAAAAAAAAAAUGAAAUUCGCCUUCCAAUUUUACCUAAAUUGUCGCCUGAACCUAAAAUUGAAAGUACUAGAAUUCCAGAUAUUAAUAUAAUGACUGAACCAACCAUUACAAUAGAAGAAUAAGGAGAAGAAUUUAAAAGUAUAACCAAGUAAAGAAAACAAUAACAAUUACUCUUAAAUAAAUCAAAUAAUUUAUUAUAAGUCUCUUAAUUAUCAUAAAAUUAAGAUGAUUAGUUAUCAAAUAGCAAACUUUCUAUAAGAUCCAGAUUUAAGAAAGCUGUACAAAGUUCAUUUCAUUCCCCACCAAGGAAAGUAUCAUUUUAUAUAUUUAGUCCUUAUUUAAUGUGAUUAUAUCCCAUGAAUUCAAUGUUUUACAUGAAGAAGAAGGAUUUGAACUUCAAAAAAGAUUUGAACCUGGAAAUUAAAUUCUUGCAUCAAAGUUUCUUAUGAAAAUUAAACAAAAUGUUACAAAAAAAUAAAAAUUUAUAAAAGACAACAUUCAUCUUAAGAAGGGAUUUGGACUUAUUAAUAUAGAAUAAUUUAAUGUUUCUACAAAAGCAUUUUAAAGAAAAAUAAAUCUAAUUCAUUCUACAUCUUCAAGAAGUCUUAUGCAUUAAGAAUAAUUUUCAUUAUUACCUAAAUCUUCGAGAAAAUCUAUUAAUAGCAUUAAUUCAUAGACAUAGAAUAACUUUUUGUUUGUCACUUCUGAUAAAAAAUUAGAUAAAUUAAAUUACAAUUCUAAAUAGUAAAAUUCUAAAGAAAAGGGGAAGGAAUUAGAUUAAAUAAAAGUUUUUGAAAAAACUAAAUUUAAUAUUAUUAUAACAUAUGAAAAUGUUGAAAAACUAGUUUUAUAAUUUAAUAGACCUUAAUAUUUGAAUUAAUAAAAAGAUACUACUGAAGAAAUAACCCCUCUUUUACCACCAUAAUCAUCUAGAUAAAUAGUGCCAUUAUCCUUUAUUCCUUCAAACAAUUUAUAAUCAAGUAGGAAACUUGAUUACAAUCAAUCUUCAAGAAAUUUAAUGGCAAAAAGAUUUUCUCUAUUAUCAGUUCCGAGUAUAUUUUCAGAAGAGGCAGGAAAUAAUGCUGAUCUAAAAUAUGACUUUAGUAAAGUAAAUUAUAUUUAUAAUCAAUUAAGCCAAAUCUAUAUGUUAGAGUUUACUAUUAAAAUAAAUUAUAUAAAUUGAUGCAAAAAACUAAUUAUACUAAAUCAAAUUUAUAAGAAAUGGAAGAAAACUUUCGACCUAAAAUAGCCUUAACUAGUAGCACAAUUUUAACAAAUAUUUACACAGUUAUGUCUACUUCUGAAUAAGGUAUUAGAUAAAGAAAGAUCACAAAUGAAAAUCUAAGCGAUAAAUACUAAUUUUUAGGGAUUCAAUUUCCAAAAUAUUGUAUAGAAAAAGAAAAGAUGAUUUAUAAUUAUGAAGAUGAAAAUACAAAUCGAUCAGGAACUUUUACAAGCGAAGAAUCUGAUGAUGAUGUUUCAUUAGACAAUUUUUUGGAGAGUCCUGCCAAAAACAGUAAUUUAUCUUAUAAAAAAAAGUUUAGAACCAGUAACACAAUAGAAUAUAUGUUUAAAGAGCCAACAAACUUUAAAUUAUCAAGAUUAAUAUAAUUAAUAGACGUAGACUUAAUUCAUUAAGGAUGAACCUCCAGAUGAAAAAUGUAAAUAAUUGUCAUAAUUAUAGAAUUAUCAACUGGAGCAUUGAUUUUGAUUAAAAAAAUAAGAAUGGCUUAUUAAAUACCUCUCUCUCUCUAACCAAUAAUAAGUGUUUUAGAAUAAAAAACCAAGAAUCAUAUAUUAACUUGCCAUGUGAUAAUGUGUGAAGAUUAAGAAAUGGGAGUUUUAACUGAUAAACACUAAAAGGUUUUUGAAGAAUUGAUCUAAUAUUAAAGAAAUUCAACAUUAAAUAAAGUUAUUAGUUAGGCUAUUGAUUUUAGAUACCCAAGUAUUUUAAUAGGAAGAUAUAAUUGCUAAACAAGAAUGAUAGAUGUUGAACAUUAAGAUCCUAUUCCAGCAACAACAAUAUUAGAAAAAUAAGAAAGUAGAUAUGAUAAACCAGAAACAUAACCUUAAUAAUAAAUUUAGAUAAGAAACUUAGCAAGAACCUAAAAGUUAGAUUAGAAAGAUUCAACAAAUAAGAGAUAAACUAUGAAUGCUGGAAAAAAAUAAAAUUAAAAUUAAUAAGGAUUAACUAAAUAAGAUUCAUUAUAAGUUACAUAACCUUAAUAAUGGAAUAGAAGGGCUAUGUAAUCAGGAGAGUUAACAAAUCCGCUUACAAUAACAAAUUAAUAAAAUUCAAAUUUUUUUACAUAAACUUCAACAGUCAUGAUUACUAAACCUACAAUAGCAUCAUAACAAUCUGUUUUUAGAGUAGCGAGUUCUAAACAUAUAGACAUAAAUAGUUCAUAAUAGGAUAUAAGCUCAUCUUUUCAUUCUUCUUAAAAUAGUGAAUCUCGACGUUCUAGUAAAGUAGAAUAAAUUCAACAUCAACACUCAUCUUAAACUUAAUAUACUUAACUUCCUCAAUAAUUAGUUUCACAAUUAAAAAUGUAAAGUUAAAAUGUGGACAGUUUUGAAAGUGCUUAAAUAGAAAAUGAUAAAUUUUAUUUAUUACAAGAGAGCAAGGUAUUAGUAAUUAGAUGAUUUAGAAUGCAUUAAGUAUGUAUAUGUAUGCUUUAAGAAUGAGAACUCAUAUUAAAGAAUCUUAACGUAGAUAAAAAUUAGAUACGAAAAAAUAAAUUUAAUUAGCUAUUUAUGAUCACAAUUUUACAGAAGUAUUACAUUGUAAUGUGCCUAGUUUAUAGAUAAUAUUUAAUUGAUAC
This is a messenger RNA of Paramecium sonneborni, 3114 nucleotides long. The record is from the annotation of a GenBank genome assembly. NCBI's taxonomy places the organism in Eukaryota, Ciliophora, Oligohymenophorea, Peniculida, Parameciidae.